This is a messenger RNA of Magnolia sinica, 1692 nucleotides long. RefSeq names its product sec-independent protein translocase protein TATC, chloroplastic. The transcript has 4 exons. NCBI's taxonomy places the organism in Eukaryota, Viridiplantae, Streptophyta, Magnoliopsida, Magnoliales, Magnoliaceae. The record is from RefSeq and is a predicted model, not a curated record. Gene Ontology annotation, cellular component: TAT protein transport complex; membrane. Gene Ontology annotation, molecular function: proton motive force dependent protein transmembrane transporter activity. The coding region runs from base 144 to 1247 and encodes 367 amino acids. Gene Ontology annotation, biological process: intracellular protein transmembrane transport; protein transport by the Tat complex.
UCUCCCUCACUGGUCACUAGUAAUAACGUGCGCCACGAGCUUCCCUUCCCAUAUCUUCUAGUAAACAAAACUCUCCCAAUCAUCAUCAUCAUCAUCAUCACGACCAAGAUUCAUCCAACGGAGGAGAGCAGAGAUCUUGGGAGAUGGCCGGAACAUCAGCGGCUCUCGCGUCCCAUCACCAUCUGCAGCUCAACUGCUGCUGCUUUCGUCCUCUCCAUUCCCAAAGCCGAAUCCGGAACUCUCUAAAUUUCGGUAACAGACCGGUUUUUCGGGUUUCGGAACUAGAGACGAAGACGAGGAGGAGGAAGAAGAAGAGUAUCGUGUGCUUUGCAGCUGUCGAGGGUGAAAAAGAGCAGAAUCAGCAGCAGCAGAUUUUGGGCGCUGUUGCAUCAGCUGUUGAAGAGAGGCCGCCUGGCACGGCAGAUAACUCACAAGAAGGCGUUGCAGAUAAGUUGCAAGAAGUGGCUUUGCAGAAUGGUGAAGAACAGUUAGGAGAGAGUCCUGUCUAUAAUUUCCUUUAUCCAAGUAAAGAACUUCUCCCGGACGAUAAGGAGAUGAGCAUAUUUGAUCAUUUAGAGGAGCUGCGCCAGAGAUUAUUCGUGUCAGUUUUGGCAGUGGGAGCAACCAUGUUGGGCUGCUUUGCUUUUUCUAAAGAAUUGGUUAUUCUCCUCGAAGCUCCUGUUAGCUCACAGGGGGUUCGCUUUCUACAAUUAUCCCCUGGGGAGUUCUUCUUUACAACUUUGAAGGUAUCUGGAUACUGUGGGCUUCUUCUGGGGAGCCCAGUCAUUCUUUACGAGAUCAUAGCCUUUGUUGUCCCUGGUCUAACAAGAGAUGAAAGAAGGUUCCUAGGGCCAAUCGUCUUGGGCUCUUCAGUGCUCUUUUAUACUGGUAUCUUCUUCUCGUAUUCAGUUCUCACUCCGGCGGCCUUGAGUUUCUUUGUUAGCUAUGCAGAAGGGGCUGUGGAAUCGUUAUGGUCAAUUGAUCAGUACUUUGAAUUUGUACUUGUGCUAAUGUUCAGCACUGGCUUGUCAUUCCAGGUUCCAGUCAUACAACUUCUAUUGGGACAAGUCGGUUUAGUGUCUGGAGACCAAAUGCUGUCGAUCUGGAGAUAUGUCGUGGUUGGUGCUGUCGUGGCAGCAGCGAUCCUUACACCAUCAACUGACCCUCUGACCCAGGUACUGUUGGCGGGGCCUCUGCUGGGUCUGUACUUAGGUGGGGCGUGGACGGUGAAGCUACUAGGCCGUUGAGCAAUGCACAACAUGCAUGGUCGGAUUUCAUGGGCCAGUUAUGUGGUUAAUAUCAUGCAUUUUUUUUGUAUACCAUGAAUGUCCUUGACCAACCACAUAUUGCAUGGUCUUUUUGCACAGCCUGUUACAAAUACAAUGAUGAUGUACCAUAUACACAAGAAAGAGCUGAGUCGAAGAUUGUUAUACUUUUUUUUUUUUCAUCAAGAAAGAAGUAAUCGCCCCUUAAAUCUUAUGUAAGAAAUGUUAUCCUUUUUGUACUGAAUUCCACCCCCCUCUCUACUGCAUUUGAUUAUCUUCCUGGGCAUCGAUUCAUGCUGCUGAUAAAAGAGAGUGAACAUUUGGAUUGGAUAUGAUGAUUAUCAUUGUUAAUUCAUGUAAUGGUGUAUCUCCAAUUUGUAAUAAUUUGGUAAUUAUAUGGAUUAGCUAGGUGGUUUGGGCAGGUGAA